Messenger RNA from Phialemonium atrogriseum, 330 nucleotides. RefSeq lists its product as uncharacterized. Bases 55 to 318 code for a protein of 87 amino acids. The transcript has a single exon. The record is from RefSeq and is a predicted model, not a curated record. Lineage: Eukaryota; Fungi; Ascomycota; Sordariomycetes; Cephalothecales; Cephalothecaceae.
CACAGCUACAUCGGGUGUAUACACCCGCAAAUCUUCCGUAGUAUAGUGGUUAGUAUGGGAGCUUGUCACCUUCACAGGGUCCUCGUUCCAGACCCGGGUUCAAUUCCCGGCGGGAGAGCUACUUUUUUGCUACUUAUUUAUUUAUUUUGUACAGUCUUAGCAGAUGGCAGUUAUCUCUACCAUUGCCAUUGCUAUCUAUCGCCGUCGCUAUUGGUGUCAUUGUCACCGUCGAUUGCUGGCAGCUUUGGGACCACCUGGCAAAGGAUUUCCCAGCCUGUUGCCAGCGGUGCACACAGAUUCCAGGCACGAGAUACGUAGAAUCUAUAGGUG